AUGAUUGAUCUUCACAACUUCAACCAGAUCGCAGACACCCACCAGACAAUGAUGCAACUCUACAAUCCCCCGUCGAGCCCCGUUCGAUCGCGACCUUUGACAUAUCCUUCCGGAAUAGACAACAAGUCUAUCAUGCCUCAGGCCUGGUACAGCUCUCCAUUUAAUUCCGAAGAGACCUCCCCAGUGGAGAACUAUGGUUUAGAUCAGUCCUCUGCAUACCUUCCGACGCAACAGGCAUACAACGGCGGUUAUGAUUGGAGCACCGAUGCCAAGCCUGCUACAAACAGUUACCUGGGUCCCGACUCUACUACGUACCGUGGUCUACCAUACGCGCAGCACAACAUCCGGAACGUUGCGAGCUCUGAUGCACUCUCUCACAGUAUGACGUCGCUUCAACUCACACUGCCCGAGAGGCCGCAUACACGUUCCGGUCUUCCGGUUUCACAGAGACCCCAUUUGCCAAUCCCGCAACCGUCACCUGCGCAAACAACCCGCAACGUUGUUGACCAACUGCAAGAUCGACGCCUACGCUCCGUCCAAGCGAUGGGAGGAUCUUCUCUUAGCAACGGAGGUUUUGUGAAGCCUCCUCUUCCCUUCAGCAGCGACACAGAUGUUCAUGGCACAACCACAGUAGAAGUACUCUCAACUCAGAUUACCUCAUCUGCCCCAGCAUCUACCACGGACACUUUAUCUUGCUUUGCCAACACUACCACGAGUACUGAGGCAAUUCCAGUCACUCCGGCUCCCCAAUUCGACUUCAGCACUUCGCCGCUUUUCGAUGCUAUGCCAGCACCUGCUCAGCCAGCAUAUUCCAACUUUCGCGACAGUCAAGACUACAAGGCUUUGACUACAUCACCAACCAAAGAUAUGAUUUCGAUGGCUCGACAGCUGUCGCGCAACAAUCUCUAUAGUGUUGCAAGUGCUUCCAGCUCGAAGAAUGCUUCGGGUGCCAGUGACUCGAUGCUGGUCAGCGGCCAUCGAUAUACGCCGUUGAGCCAGACCCAAAACCACCCUCAGCACCAAGAAUCUUCCAAAUCCGCGUCAAACAAUACCGCAUUCCCUGUGCAUCGCAGCGUUCCUGCGACUUUCAACAGAACUUAUUGA
This is a messenger RNA of Paraphaeosphaeria sporulosa, 1104 nucleotides long. RefSeq lists its product as uncharacterized. Bases 1 to 1104 code for a protein of 367 amino acids. The record is from RefSeq and is a predicted model, not a curated record. The transcript has a single exon. Lineage: Eukaryota; Fungi; Ascomycota; Dothideomycetes; Pleosporales; Didymosphaeriaceae.